AUGGCUUCUCCUCAUUUGCUCAAUAUGGAUAGGAACUCCCACAGUGAUAACCCAAGCAACACGUUCAUGCUUCAAACAUCUAAUACUCUCUGUAUCCUUCAAAUUAACCUACAGAGGAGCGAGGCUGCGUCCUCACAAACAACAAAGAUGGUGAUAGAAAAGAAGGCUGAUAUUAUGGCCUUCCAGGAGCCAUACUUAUACAAAGGUAAGGUUGCCCUUCUUGGCAAAGGCAAAAUCUUCACAGGGAAUACUAACAACCAACCCAUAAAGACAGGCUUCCAAAUCCUCAACAACAAUCUGAAUGUGCAAUUAAUAACUCAAGGCUGUAACCAGUAUAUCACCACUAUUAGGGUUAACCUAGGCUUGGACAAUAUUUACAUUAUUAAUCUGUAUGCUCCACCUUCAGAAGACAUUCUCUCCCCCCUAAAUGAUAUAAGGGACUUAACCAACAACCUCCCACAGCACCCAAUCCUAAUAUGUGGGGACUUCAAUGCAAAGUCCCCAGUUUGGUAUAGUCCAAUUGAGGACCCGAGAGGAUAUGCAGUAAAUGAAUUGAUGGCAGAGCUUGAUUUUCACUCGCUCAACACCAGCCACUUACCUACCUUCUCCAGCACGAACGGGAAAAGCUGGAUCGACCUCUGUCUGGGUAAUAGUAAACUUCUGGAACUGGACAUAGACUGUCAAACACAGGAAGAAAUCUCGGUCAGUGAUCAUGCCUACAUUCUCACUAAAGUUACAGGGGUAAACCCCCCCACAAACCUAAGUAUCCAUAACAUCACAAAUUGGGACUACUACCAAGAACUUCUAAAACACCAAUGGGAUCCCACAGGUCUGUCUCAUAUAGAUACUACUACUGACAUAGAUUUUGCGGUGGAUCAACUCCAGAAGGCAAUCAAUACGGCUUUCUAUCAUGCCACAAGGGUCAAAACUAACAGACCUUCGGCUCCCUGGUGGAACAGGGACGUAGAACAACAAAGGAAGAAGGAAUUAUCUUGCCAUCUCGACAAAUGGAGAUGCGUCAAACAGCAGUAA
Messenger RNA from Centruroides sculpturatus (bark scorpion), 1032 nucleotides. RefSeq lists its product as uncharacterized. Gene Ontology annotation, molecular function: catalytic activity. The coding region runs from base 1 to 1032 and encodes 343 amino acids. The transcript has 2 exons. The record is from RefSeq and is a predicted model, not a curated record. NCBI's taxonomy places the organism in Eukaryota, Metazoa, Arthropoda, Arachnida, Scorpiones, Buthidae.